CAUGCAUUGGUUAAUUCGUUCAUCCCUCCAUCUCCAUCCUGGAGAUUUGCUGUGAUUUCCACAGCUGUGCUGCUGCUGAGAGUUUCCAGUGUUGUGCAAGAGCUGGCAGGAAGAGUCAAGCAGGUCAAAGGGCUCUCAAUAUAAAUAUCAGAGCAGAAGAACAGAGGAAUCACUUCAGCAGAUAUCAUCCUCUGCAUCAGCUCCUCAAGAGAAGAACCACCUUCAGCGCUAGAAGUGAUAAUGAAGUUGACACGUGUUGCUGUCGCUGCUGCAGUCGUCAUCACAUGUGUCUGCUUCCUCCAGACCGCAGCUGUUCCCUUCACACAGAGUGAAGAUGAGCAUCAUGUGGAGAGUGAAACACCAGAGAACCAGCACCUGACAGAAACUUCUCAGGAACAAACAAACCCAAAUCCCCUGACUUUCUUCAGGGUGAAACGUCAAAGCAAUCUGUCCCUGUGCAGAUACUGCUGCAACUGCUGCCGCAACAAAGCCUGCGGAUACUGCUGCAAAUUCUGAUCCUGCGUCGUUUUAUCAAGUUCUGUGUGCUCAGGAAAAGUUUCUUUGAAACAUUAACUUAUUUGGACUUUUGUCUUCAAAAACCCUGCGGAAAUGAUUUUCCCUGUGGCAUCAAGUUGUUUGAAAGUUGUAUAGAUGCAGGCUUUGUCUCCAUGCAUACUGCUUAGUAAAAGUUGCAGCUACUGAAAUUUAACUAACAUGAGAACUCAUCUAGUUUUUCUUUUCAUGCUUUUAUAUGUUUUUAUGUGUAUAUUUUUUAUGCAUGUGUACAAUGAUUGUUUAGUAAAUGAAAAGCUUUUGGACAUUUGUAAUAAAAUUAUUUUAUUACUGUA
Molecule: messenger RNA, 848 nt
Organism: Carassius carassius (crucian carp)
Lineage: Eukaryota; Metazoa; Chordata; Actinopteri; Cypriniformes; Cyprinidae
Gene: hamp
Product: hepcidin antimicrobial peptide
Exons: 3
Coding region: 241-516 (91 amino acids)
Biological process (GO): intracellular iron ion homeostasis; defense response to bacterium
Cellular component (GO): extracellular region
Source: RefSeq, a predicted model, not a curated record